AGAGGGCCCAGACAGGGCAGGCUGAAGCACGUAGGGUCCUGGCUGAAAUGUUGACCCCUUCAGGGGGAGGGAGGUGUAACUGUUACAGGUUUAUUAUGUGGGUGACUGGCUGCAGUCAGAGCACCAUCAGCAAGGUCAGUGAGCAGAUGAAGAAGACAGGGGGCGACAGAGAGCCACCGCCGCAUGGACUGAAAAAGUGGAUCAAGGAGAACCCAAGACGCAAGAAGGCGGUCACACCAGCAGUCAUUACGAGCACAGCCUCCGCUCCUGACAGUGUCCUGCCUGCGUUCAAUCCAACACAUGGAAUAGCCUCUUCCAGUAUCAUGGAGGCAUCAACCAGUUUAAACCUGAGGUCUCAAACUACAACAGUGUACAGUCUAGCUGCAGACAACGCUAUAGGCAGCAGUGCUGACACUGGAAAUGACAGCAUACUUCUCAGCGCAUUCACAGGCAGCACAGCCGUCACCUUCCAUAAGUCUCCACUCCAGGACCCCACCAUGAGUUUUACUCAGACUCGGAGCCAGGUAAUGGCAGUUGCCUCCUUGCCUCCUAGCUUGCUGGUUCAGGCUGAGCCUUCCCUGUGCAAAACACUUCUCUCAGAUCUCCCACAGUCUCUCAGCACCCUGUCCACCUGCAGCCUGAUUAAUGGGGACAAUCAACUCAUUAUGCAGAAUGAAGGUGAAGAACUGGAGAAGCUGCCUCCGGGGGCUCUAGUGUCCCUGACUCCCCUCUCCGAUGCUGGACACGACUGGCCCUGUGCCUUUGCUCCAGGCCCACUCCUUGGGGUUCUCUCAGCUACCCAGUGACUCUAUUCCUGUGACCAAUCAGAACUCUGGAGGCGCAAAUGAGGCCCUGAAACAGCCAAUAAGCAACGAGUACCAGCACUCAUUGCAGCUCAUAGAAUCUUCUGAAGAAGAUCACACUGUCCUUUGGGCCCCUUGAUGAUCAUCUACAUGCUGUAAAAGCACAAAAUAUUGAAACCUUGAAUUCUGUAAAAGACUGCCAAGAUAUUGGAUGAGGAAUACUCACUGAUGGCCUGUGCCUUUAUAAAAAGUCCAGGGUUUAGUCAGGCAAGGAGAAGAGGCCAUGAAAAUGAAGCCACUGUGGCUUGAACAGUGUGUAUUGAGCUGCUGGAGCCUAAACUUCUCUAUCUAGUCAUCUACCCUAGAUUGGAAAGGUGAACUGCCAUGGAGCUGAUGAUUAGAACUGGACUAGAAAGUGCAUUGAUAACAGAGUUUGUGUCUUGUACCAUUUCUCAGUGUCAAAGCCAUGUCACGUAAGAAAGCACCAGACUGAGAGAAACUUCUUGCCUAUGUGGCCCAAGAUUACAAAUGGAAAGGAAGGAUGGAGGACUUGAGCUGGGGAAGCAAUACCAUUGUGACGUCUUGCAGAAGAAAUGGGAACAGAAACACAGAUACUGCACGUGUAUAGUGCAUUUCUGGAAACGUUGGUUUGCUAUUUAAUUGUAACUUUAUAUUAAAGAACUUCAUCCCUGAGACAAA
Molecule: messenger RNA, 1502 nt
Organism: Acipenser ruthenus (sterlet)
Lineage: Eukaryota; Metazoa; Chordata; Actinopteri; Acipenseriformes; Acipenseridae
Exons: 7
Coding region: 48-806 (252 amino acids)
Source: RefSeq, a predicted model, not a curated record